AUGAAGGCGUCGCUCAAAAUCCGCGACGACGGCAAGCCCUUGGUACGGGCCAAGGUCCCCAUCACUAUCCUGGGCCUCCCUUUCGUCUCCGGCCUCGGCUCCGCGCUCGACGACGCCCGCCACCUCCGCCUCGACCUCUCCACCGCCUUCGCCUCCGGUCCCUCCCUCCGCCUCGCCUAUCGCCCCAACGAUCCUGCCUCCCCCUUCGCCCUCGUCCUCAAGACCGGCCUUGGCGCCCUCGGCUCUCCCGAUAAAGGAUCACCCUUUUCCAUGGCCGCCGAGUUCGGCCUCCUCGCUUGCCCCGGAGGAGCCGGCCCCGUCUUCUCUGUGCGCUUCAAACCUCAGAUCGGGGACUUCGCCGUCAAGAAGACCAUCACUUCUGCGACAGCCGCCGCCAUCCCGGCCAAGCCAACCCCGAACGGCGACGGGUUCGAGGCGCCGAUUGCGGAGAACCACUUCGAGAAGAAAUCGAACGGUUUUUUCUCCAGCGACGACGUCGCGAGCGGGAUUCAUGGACUCCUCUCCGGGUAUGAGGUCACCGCGAGCACCGUCCUCCCGAUACGGGCGCAUACCGCCCUCAAGUUCAAGUGGGGGCUGACACUACCGCCCGAGCUCCGCGCCGCGAUCGGCGGGAGAACGGCCGGCGGCAUUUCGCUCAACAAACUGCCACUCCUAGCGAUGAGCAAGAUCUCGAUCGAGCGCGGGAGCGCAAGUGGGCGUGCCAGCGAAGAACAGGACAUCGAAUCGCGGGAGAGAAGUUUGUCGGUGAGGAGAGAGUUGGAGUCCAUGCGGGCGGAGAACGUGGCGCUGAGGAAGGCGGUGGAGGAGCUACGGAACGAGGUCGGGGGUUGGAAGGCAGUGGCACCGGCUGUUGGAAGAGGAGGAGACAGCGGGAAGAGUAGAACUAGGAAUCCAGGUAUGUCGGUUGAAAACGCGAGAGAGGAGUUGAAGAAGGUGUCGGCGAUGGGAUCGGCCGGCGCCGGGCGAAGCCCUUCGCCGUAG
Molecule: messenger RNA, 1002 nt
Organism: Zingiber officinale
Lineage: Eukaryota; Viridiplantae; Streptophyta; Magnoliopsida; Zingiberales; Zingiberaceae
Exons: 1
Coding region: 1-1002 (333 amino acids)
Source: RefSeq, a predicted model, not a curated record